This is a messenger RNA of Acanthisitta chloris (rifleman), 937 nucleotides long. It is a transcript of the gene TIMP4, whose product is annotated as TIMP metallopeptidase inhibitor 4. The transcript is spliced from 5 exons. Gene Ontology annotation, biological process: negative regulation of endopeptidase activity; negative regulation of membrane protein ectodomain proteolysis. Gene Ontology annotation, cellular component: extracellular matrix. The record is from RefSeq and is a predicted model, not a curated record. Gene Ontology annotation, molecular function: metalloendopeptidase inhibitor activity; protease binding. Lineage: Eukaryota; Metazoa; Chordata; Aves; Passeriformes; Acanthisittidae. The coding region runs from base 1 to 543 and encodes 180 amino acids.
AUGACGGUGAUUCGAGCAAAAAUAUCCAGUGAAAAGGUGGUUCCUGCCAGUGAUGAUCCUCUUGAUACCCACAAAAUGAUCCGGUAUGAAAUCAAACAAAUAAAGAUGUUUAAAGGAUUUGAAAAGCUCAAGGAUGUCCAGUAUGUCUAUACACCUUUUGAUUCAUCACUAUGUGGAGUGAAACUAGAAGCCAACAACAAAAAACAGUAUCUUUUGACAGGCCAAAUUUUAAGUGAUGGUAAAGUCCUCAUCCAUUUGUGCAACUACAUUGAACCCUGGGAUGAUUUAUCCUUGUCUCAAAAGAAGAGUCUGAAUCAGAGAUAUCAGAUGGGCUGUGGCUGCAAGAUCACUACCUGCUACAUGGUGCCCUGCUCAAUCACUGCGCCCAACGAGUGCCUCUGGACAGACUGGCUGAUAGAGAGGAAGCUCUAUGGGCACCAAGCCAAGCACUAUGCCUGUAUCAAGAGAAGUGAUGGCACCUGCAGCUGGUACCGAGGUGGGCCUCCCCCAGAGAAAGAGUUUAUUGAUAUCAGCGAACCUUAAAACCAUCACUUCCUAAAAACCUUGGAGUCUAAUUCCAUCAAACACUGCACGCUCACAGCUUUGAACUGCCAUCGUCUAAUGUAUCUGUUGCUUAGAAACAAACACAAAUUGUCCUGUACAGCUAAAGUACGAGUCUGUGGGAUUGGCACUCGCACAGGACGAGGAACAAACCUCCUGGAGGUAGCUACUCUGUACUGUUAUGCUUUGCACAGAGGCUGAAGCUGAGAAUGCUCCUCUGUGUCCUCCAAGGCAUAACAAGUUCCCUUUUGCCAAUAUGAAUGUACAAGAACAAAAGAAUUGCCAGAAUUUUGUCCCCUCUUUGAUAACCUGCAGAUUAAGAGUGCCCUGUUUUAUUCCAAACCUUUCCAAUGAACUACGGAAUGUUUUAUAGAAC